UGGCACAGGGCUCUACCUCACUAUGGCAGCAGCAGCAGCAGCAGCAGCGCGGCACAGCACCCUGGACUUCCUGCUCGGCGCCACAGCUGACUGCAAUGCCAUUCUUAAAGCUCUACAGCCCAUUUUUCAGGAGCAGGGAAUGACAGAAACAGUUCAUAACUGGGAAGACCAUGGUUAUCUAGCAACCUACAUCAAAAAAAAUGGCAGUUUUGCCAAUUUGAGAAUUCACCCUCAUGGAUUAGUCUUGGUGGAUCUGCAGAGCUACAAUGAUCAUAUGAAAGGAAGAGAGGAAGUCGAUCAGCUUCUAAACAAAGUAGAAGAAAGAAUGAAAGAAUUGUUUCAUGGUAAUAUAAAAAGGGUGAAACGAUUGCCAGCCAUUUUGAGAGGAGGUGUCAUUGAUAGAUACUGGCCCACAGCUGAUGGGCGCCUGGUGGAGUAUGACAUAGAUGAAGUUGUUUAUGAUGAAGAUUCACCUUUUCAGAAUAUUAAAAUUCUGCAUUCAAAACAGUUUGGGAAUAUUCUUAUCCUCAGUGGGGAUGUUAAUCUGGCAGAGAGUGACCUGGCAUAUACUCAAGCCAUAAUGGGCAGUGGAAAGGAAGACUACACUGGGAAAGAAGUGCUAAUCCUAGGAGGUGGUGACGGAGGUAUACUAUAUGAGAUAGUCAAACUGAAGCCAAAGAUGGUUACUAUGGUAGAGAUUGACCAAAUGGUGAUCGACGGGUGUAAAAAAUACAUGCGUAAAACAUGCGGAGAUGUCUUAGACAAUCUGAAAGGAGAGUGCUAUCAGGUUCUAAUUGAAGACUGUAUUCCCGUACUGAAGAGAUAUGCCAAAGAAGGAAGGAUGUUUGAUUAUGUAAUUAAUGAUCUGACGGCUGUUCCAAUCUCCACAUCUCCAGAAGAAGAUUCCACAUGGGAAUUUCUGCGGUUGAUUCUUGAUCUCUCAAUGAAAGUCCUGAAACAAGAUGGAAAAUACUUCACACAGGGAAACUGUAUCAAUCUGACCGAUGCCUUGACUCUGUAUGAAGAACAGCUUAGCAGGCUUUAUUGUCCUGUGGAGUUUUCAAAAGAAACUGUGUGCGUUCCCUCCUACAUGGAAUUAUGGGUAUUCUACACUAUUUGGAAGAAACAAACUGACAUCUGAACAUCAAGAUUAUUUGAGAUUAUCCUAAAUGUACAUGCUGCAUGGAGCAUAUAGGCCUGCCACGUGCUGCAUAUUGGCAUCUUGAACCUUUAAAUUAUAUGCUGUAGAUGAUCCUGAAACUUAGUCAUGCUAUUGAUUGUGAAUUCUUUAAAUGUUUUUUAUUAUUAUUUUAAUUUAAAAGCAAAUGGAAAAUGUAUAUUUUGAUGAGCUAGGGUGUUAUUUUUGAAAGUCAACUUAAAGAUGAAUAAGCAGCAAAACUAUAUAGCUGCUGAAUGCACUGAACCUUUAGAAUGUGAUCCUUUUUAUUUUUUUGUAGAUCUUCACAAACUGAUUGAUUAAAAAAGACAUCUUUAGCAUUUCAUUCCUGAAGGGUGGUCCAUGGAGUUUGUUUUGCGUUUUUUGUUUUUUUCCACCAGAUUUUUUUAUCUAUUGGUGCUUUUUAAGGAUGGAGGGGUUUUUGUUUGAUUUUUUUUUUAAAUGAACACGGCAGUGCUUCCAUAUAGAGAAGAAAGACAUAACUAACAAAAAAAAAAGUCUCCUGAAAGGGUACCCCAAAUCCUUCAUUGCAAAGGGAAGAAAGCUAGUCUUAAAUUUUGUUUAUUUACUCUAGUUUUAUUCGUCAUUGCGGUAAUCUCUUCUGCAGGAGAAGAAUCUUUGACCUUUCACCUCAUGGAAUUCUUUAGCUGCUGCCAUAUUGAUUAUUUGGAUUUUGAUAUGGAUUUAACAGUAGGUUAGAGGCACUUUGAACUCUAUCAGCAUGAAAAUUAAAGUGGGUUUUCCAUCCCACCACAGUGCAAGAAAUUGAGUGUAAUAAGGUUCUUGUGGGCAUACACUCCUCAACCUUAUGGGAAGCACUAGGUUCUUGAAGAAGAAAGGUCACUUUAGAGGGCAAAGAAAUGUGGGUGUAAUCUAGAUUGAUGUGCACCAGUAUUGAAUGUUUUGAGGCAAGUAUGUAUACUUCAGUAGGGUAAGUUCUGGUUGUAUUGCUGCAGAUUGACCAUGUUGUUUGGGGCUCUUGCUGAAUUAGAUUCACGUGCAGUGUAAAAAUCAGUGGAAGCUAGGUUGCAUUGUAGUUUUGUUCUGAAAGAUAAAGCAUUUUUCUUUAACUGUUUCUCAUGUUGUCUGAAAAGUUAUAUUUUUGUAAGAAUGUGCUAUGUAUUGACUAAAACUCUGCUUUCAGUGUUUAAAAGAUCCCACUUGAAAGGAGGUAGGAAGGAUAUAACCAUUCUGUGCAUUUCUGUACAUUUCCAAGUUAGAAUAAAAAGUGCACUAUUUCCCUAAACGCUCUAA
This is a messenger RNA of Gymnogyps californianus (California condor), 2431 nucleotides long. It is a transcript of the gene SMS, whose product is annotated as spermine synthase. Gene Ontology annotation, molecular function: spermine synthase activity. Bases 23 to 1141 code for a protein of 372 amino acids. The record is from RefSeq and is a predicted model, not a curated record. The transcript is spliced from 11 exons. NCBI's taxonomy places the organism in Eukaryota, Metazoa, Chordata, Aves, Accipitriformes, Cathartidae. Gene Ontology annotation, biological process: spermine biosynthetic process.